Molecule: messenger RNA, 1462 nt
Organism: Medicago truncatula (barrel medic)
Lineage: Eukaryota; Viridiplantae; Streptophyta; Magnoliopsida; Fabales; Fabaceae
Exons: 2
Coding region: 114-1130 (338 amino acids)
Source: RefSeq, a predicted model, not a curated record
CCUUCUCUCACAAACCUCCUCCUAAUUCCCCACUCUCACACACUCACAGGAACAAGGUAAGUUCCCGUUAGAAUCAUAUCACAACAAAAACAAAACCCCAAAAAAAAAAAAAUAUGAAAAUGAAUUCUCUAUCUCUGAAAACAGCUCUAAUCUCCACUGCAAUUUUAUCAACAGCAAUGGCGCUGAAACUCACAGUACCAAUGGUUUCACAUUUCAUCCUCAACGAAGCUCCAACUAUCUGGAACUUCAUCCUCUCUUGCUUCACUCCACCUUACCUUUAUCUCCUUCUCAACCUCAUCAUCCUCACCAUCGUCAUCACUUCCAAAUUCCACAAUCAUCACCACCAUUCUCCGCCGGAGACACCUUUCGACGGAAUACCUUCUCCUGUUCCUGUUCCUGUUCAGAUCCCUGUGCCGGAGACACUUCAGAUCUCUGAAACCGCUACUCUAACGAACUACAACGGCUUCGUUUCUGAAGCUUCUGAAGGUUACCGUUAUGAACUGAAAACCGAUGAAACAGUUGCAGUAAGUAACGAAUCUAACGAUUCUGUUGCUUACGUCGCCGAUGAGAUUACUCCGGUGAAAACAACGGUUGUUGGAGUUGAGGACUCCGUUCAUGUUUCCAAUUUGCAGAAGAAAGUACCGUUGCAGUUCGCAUUUAACGAUGAGAAUGAGAAACCUCCGAUUUCAGCUAGGUCUAGUCACCGGAAAACCGUUAGAUCAAGUCCAGAAGGAGGAAAGGUGAAUGCGUUGAGAGUAGCGAAGACGAAGAAGCAGGAAACAUUGGAGAGUACGUGGAAGACGAUAACGGAAGGAAGAGCGAUGCCGUUAAACAGGCAUUUGAAAAAAUCGGAGACGUUUGAAUCACAGCCACGUCGUAACGGCGUGCCGUUAGCGGAUUUGAACGGCGGUGUCGGCGGAGGAAGUGGUCCGGUGAUGAAGAAAUCGGAUACGUUUUCCGGUAUGGAGAAGAGUACUUCUCCGGUGAGGAAAGAACCGUCGCUGAGUCAGGACGAGUUGAAUCGGCGAGUUGAAGCAUUUAUUAACAAGUUCAACGCGGAGAUGAGGUUGCAGAGACAAGAAUCGUUGAGGCAGUAUCGGGAGAUGGUGAACGGUGGUAGAACUUGUUGACGUGGCAGAUUAAUCCAACGGUCAUAUCUUGCUGACGUGGUUGAAUAAUCCAACGGUCAUGUUUUGCUGACGUGGUAGAUAUUAUCCAACGGUUUGAUUUUUUUGGGGAAAUGGGAAAUUCAUGGAGAUAACAGUGAGCAAGGGUUUAUUUUUAUUUUUGUUAUGUUACAAUUGGUUUGAGACAAAAAAAAAUUAUAUAAAGGUUUUUGGUAUUUUUGGGGGAAAUUAUUCAAUUUUCUUCCAACUGGAUUUUUUUUGUUCUUUAUGAUGUUAAUAGAGUGAUUUGGUUGCUAAUGCAACUUUUUGAAUUGCUUAUAACUUGUUACUAUUUA